Molecule: messenger RNA, 4786 nt
Organism: Columba livia (rock pigeon)
Lineage: Eukaryota; Metazoa; Chordata; Aves; Columbiformes; Columbidae
Product: twist-related protein 2
Exons: 2
Coding region: 2741-3226 (161 amino acids)
Biological process (GO): regulation of transcription by RNA polymerase II; developmental process
Molecular function (GO): DNA-binding transcription factor activity, RNA polymerase II-specific; protein dimerization activity; RNA polymerase II transcription regulatory region sequence-specific DNA binding
Source: RefSeq, a predicted model, not a curated record
GUUCAAUGCCCGACAGCCCUUUGGGGAAGAAAUUGUUCCCCAGAUCCAGCUUAAUUUAACACCAGGAUUUGAGGUGCGGGACCAUCGUUGUCCUGCGUAGCUCAAGUGUCCCCAGGCCAGGGGCCGAGGUGGAUCUUUGAGGUUGACAACUCACUUGGGUCCCCACCCAGUGUGAAAGAUGUUUGAGAGAGAUGAGCUGAAAAAUGUGAAAACACACAUUUCCUUAAAAUAGAGAAAAGUGCCUGUACCACCUCUCGAGGGAAAAUCAGUGCCUGGGGGGUUGUAAUUAAGGGGCCAAAUGGGUUGGGAAGGGUUUUGCUGUGAGCGCUGAUGGACAACAGGACACACGGGUCAGCAAGGCCGGGCAGGUCUAUGGAGCGCGUUUAUGAAAAAUAACUCAUAGCUGAGCUUGAAUUGAGGUUUUUCUACUGGAAAUAAGUGUAGUUUUCUUGAGCAAUGUUGGCCAAAUUGCUUGUUCUUAUUCAGUCACACUCAAAGAGGAGAGAGGCCAUUGAUCAUCCAUCCAUCCACCCAUCCUUCCUUCCAUCCUUCCAUCCAUCCGUCCAUCCAUCCAUCCAUCCAUCCAUCCAUCCAUCCAUCCAUCCAUCCAUCCAUCCUCCUCCAGGCUGUAGGGAGAGGGUCAGAGCUUCUCAAACAGAGAUUCAAAAGAAGACUGAGGUUAUUCAGGGUGGAGAUAAUACUGACAAGAUGAGAAUAUUAAUUUGUUAGAUGCAGCAAGACCAAGAAAAAUAAGUCAUUGCUGUUUGAAGGACGUUCUUCUGCAGUCUUCUGGUCAUACUGAGACGGAGAACUCUAGUACCUUACGCAUUUCUGAUAGUAAAAUAUAUUACAGAUGGAAACUUGCUAUGUGUUAUAAAAAUGAGGUAAUUUUAAAAGUAUCUGCACAGAGACAGGCAUGCGUCAACUCUAGAAUUUAUGUUUUAUUGAUAUUGUUUUAAUUAUUUUGAUGAAUUACUGAUAUUGUUCUAUACUACAUUGUUCCUAUAAUACCCCUUUGUGCUCUCAUUAUAAGACAGAACAACAAAACAAGAUUUUAGUAAGAGAUGGAUGCUAAUAUCACCAAGGAUCAUCAUGCCAGGACUUCGAUGUCCCCCCAGAGAGACUCAGCGUGAGAGCUCCUGAUGACCAAGAGCAUGGAGCAAGACCAGUAGAGUGUGAUGAGCAGAUGCAGCCUGGACAAGGUCAAGAUGGGGAGGCUGAGGUUGGAUCUUGGUAAUAAUUCCUUCCCCAAAGGGCUGUGGGGUAUUGGAACAAGCUGCCCAGGGCCGUGGUGGAGUCACCAUCCCUGGAGGGUUGGACAGAUGGAGAUGAGGUUCUCAGGACAUGGGACAGUGCUAGUGUUGGGUGAAUGGUUGGACUCGAUGAGCUUGAGGGUCUCUUCGAACAAAAUGAUUCUAAGAGGUGAUGGAGAAGAAACACCUUGGAGGGGCAGAGAGGGCACAGGCAGGAGAUGAGAAGGCUACAGGGGUUCCCAAAGGUGCAGGAUUUUUUUGGGAGCAGGAGGCUGGAUGUGGGAAAAUGAUGGGUCGCUAAUCGACUCCAGCUCCAUGUGUUGAUUCUACUGGUGUCAUACUAAGGUUGGAAACUAUCUAAUAUAAUGAUGGACUUGUGCAGAAUAUUUUAUGGCAUGGCAGUCUGAAUCUGGACCUUCAACCCUGGCUAGAAGAGGGUGCAGCUCUCCCAGCAUUCCUGGAUUUAUUACUCUGAAGUCUAUUUUUUCUAUUUGUAGGCAAGCUCAGGAGUGGUGUAAGGAAGCAAUACUGCUUGUAGUGCUGGAUUUCCUGGGAAAUCAGGCUUAGAACUGGCCAUGGAUCCAACCAGGAAGAGUCCAGGCCUGUUCGUCCCUCUUGAUCUGCAGUAGCUGCCGUAUUUUUUUUAGAGGAAUAUGAUGGCGGAUGAGUAUUGGCUUCCAUCUGUAUAGUAACGGCUAUUGUAGACUGCCAGAAAUGUGGAGGGUUGGAUGAAUGGAGGGAUGGAGGGAUGGAUGGAUGGAGGGAUGGAUGGAUGGAGGGAUACAAACUCAAGCUCAUUUUGAAUUAUGCCAUUGCUCAAGAGCAGUAUGGAUGCCUAUUGCUGUUGCCUCUUCCUCUGGACUCAGGGAAUACCCGUAUGGCUCACUAAAACAUCCAUUGCUCCACAUUUCCAUUUGAAUCUCUCAAAGAUAAAAGCCUCCUAUUGCAAACUGGGCAAACGAAUAGUUCUGGCUGGUUUUGCGGGGUCAACUGGGCUUAAAAGAGAAAAAUAAAAUUAAAAAAAAAAGACUGUAAAUCAUAAAAGCCUUCCCUGAACUGCAUGGCGGGCGCUACAUUAGCAUAGGCGACAUCCCCUGCCAUCCGGGCAGCAGGCAGGGGAAUCUGUGCCGGAGGGCUUGGGGGUGUCGGUGGAGGAGGGAGGAAAUCUGGAACCCAUAAGCUCCACUGAUGUUUGCGUUACCUUGCACGGCUGCAUUGGUCUGCGCCUGGUCCGCCCACGGGGCUCCUUGCCCUAUCAGCAAGAGCCCUUCCCCAAAGUUAUCCGAACGCCCUCCUCUCCGUAACCCAAAGGAAAAGCCAACCGAGUUCCUUGGAGGGCUCGGCGAGGCUUGGGAGGUUGGGGAGGCUGGAGGGUGGAUGCUCCAAGCUGUACCUCCUGAGCUGCUCCCCAGGCCACCUCGCCGAUGCACUGUGGCCGGUGCAUCUCGUGACACCCCAGAGCCCUUCGCCCGCAAGGUGACAAGAAGAUGAAAGAAGAAAACAUGUGCCCGGAUUCCCCGGAAGGCAGCCUGGUCACCAGCGAGGAGGAAGGCGAGCGGCUGCACAAGAAAUGUCACCGCAAGCGCGGCCAGGGGCACAAGCCGGCCGAGGAGUGUGGCAUCCCCUCGCCGCAGGGCAAGCGGAGCAAGCGCAGCCCCGUCCCCCCGUCCUUUGAGGACAUGCACACGCAGCGGGUGAUCGCCAACGUGCGGGAGCGCCAGCGGACCCAGUCGCUCAACGACGCCUUCGCCGAGCUGCGGAAGAUCAUCCCCACGCUGCCCUCCGACAAGCUGAGCAAGAUCCAGACCCUCAAGCUGGCCGCCCGCUACAUAGACUUCUUGUACCAGGUCCUGCAGAGCGAUGAGCUGGACCACAAGAUCACCAGCUGCAACUACCUGGCCCAUGAGAGGCUCAGCUACGCCUUCUCCGUCUGGAGGAUGGAAGGGGCUUGGUCCAUGUCCGCAUCCCACUGAGCCAGGGUCACCUCCGCCUCAACGGAAACGCGCAGCAGCACCGCGGCACCCGGCCCGGCCACCCCGCUCUCCUCCAGCACCCGAAAACCAGCAGCAGCCGCCCCGGCGAGCAGGAGAGAACCAGCCCCAUCUGUCCCCUCCCGUCCCCUCGCCUGGGGCUGCUCUGACCCCCAAAACCUCAGGACUGGGGCAGAGGGACCCGAACCAGGAACCAAUCCAGGACCUGAACCAGGACCUGAACCAGGACCCGGGUGGUUUUGCUCGGAACCAGCUUGGUUGGAUGCUGCCUGUGAAAUGCUUUAAGGAGUAAUUUAUUUUUGACUUGUAGGUAAGAAAUAGUUGAGUUAUCUACUCUGGUAUCAGCCACCCCCUUCCCCAGCCUGCGGGGAAGCCGAUGUCCCCAUCUCGGUGGCCAAUGUCCCCAUCUCAGUGGCCAACGUCCCCAUCUUGGUGGGCUCAAUCCUCUGUGCAUCCCUGCACUGCCUGCAGCCAGGACGGGCAGGACACGUCCCGCUGGGACGAUGGGGACAACUUGAGCCCUCCCUGGUCACUGCUGCCUCCCAGAGCUCCCCCAGGGACAUGGUGACACGGCACCCGUGGGUCCGGCCGAGGAUGGAGCACAGAUCCCGGCACUGUUUUGCUUUAUCAAACCCUGGAGCUCCACACCGCGAUGAUGCUGAAUGUCGGAGCUGCUGCCUGGGGAGCAGAGCUGUUUUUGGGGGGCUGAUGAACCCCCCAAUGACCCUGUGGCACACGACACCCCCCACUCGUUUGUACUGCAUGGACACGUUGUAAAAUCAGCCUCUCUGUUGGAAGAAAUUUGAAAUGAUUAGAAAAUAAGGCUGGAGACGUUACGCAGAGCCCUUCCCUCUGCCCCGCAAGAAUGGGGUUUUGGGGUAAUUCCAGGGGGAUCCAGGUUCUUUCGGGGGUGAGAAGGAGUUGGGGGGAUGCUGGGGGAUGACGAAGGGAUGUCGGGGUGUCUGGACAAUCCCAAUAAAGCCAAGGGGGAAUUUUCCAGCAUUCCAUCCAUUCGUUUCCCAAGGAAAUGCUGCUGCCACGCGUCCACCCCGCACCCGCCAUCAGCACCGCUGCUCCGAGGGUUUUAUUCAAAUUGGGUGGAGAGUCAGGUAUUUUUGCUUAUUAUAGCACAGAAAGCGGGGGGAAACGUCCCUGUAAGCGAGGCUGCGACAGCGCGCAACCGAAAACGACCCACGUGGGAGAGAAGUGUUAUAAGUGACUCAACAGACGAGUUUCAAUUAGUGCUCAGGCUUAAUUAGACACCGGAGAAUCCAACGAGAAGUGGCAGCAAGGCUCAGGCUACCUUUUCCUAUAAAAUCCUCGAUUAUUAUACAUACCAGGAGUGGAUUUCAUGCUCUGGGGAGCUGAGCGCAGCCUGUAAAAGGAUCUGAAUGUGCUAAACCAAAUAAGGGUUCUGUUCAAAAUGGGGUUGCAGAGGGAUUCGUGAACUGCAUCAGUAAUUAAACCUCCUUUAGAAACACAAAUUUCUUUCAAAAAAAUAAAACGUGCUUUAAAAAUAAAGAGAAAAUGCCUCUUUCUAGG